Molecule: messenger RNA, 920 nt
Organism: Vigna unguiculata (cowpea)
Lineage: Eukaryota; Viridiplantae; Streptophyta; Magnoliopsida; Fabales; Fabaceae
Product: thioredoxin-like
Cellular component (GO): cytoplasm
Molecular function (GO): protein-disulfide reductase activity
Source: RefSeq, a predicted model, not a curated record
CAACCCGAAAAGUCGAAAAGCUUAUCCACAAGUUCAGGAAGGAGUGUAUUUUCUAACAAAGUUUAGAGAAAAGCACGUUGGUAGCUAGCAUGGCUCUGGAGAAGUGUUUAGGAGUAACCACAGUGCGCACAGCCACACCCCAAUGCCUUUCUCCGUGUUUUCCAACUUCAAGGGAAAAGCUGGUUUUCCCAACUCACAGAGGUUUCAAGAAAUCCAUGCCAAACACAAAACUCUCAUACCAAUCUCUCUAUUCAACCUACCGAAAAUCCCGUUUUGUUUGUAAUGCUCGUGAAGCGGUAAAUGAAGUGAAAGUGGUGACUGACUCAAGCUGGGGAACACUUGUGAUAGCCAAUGAAACCCCUGUUCUGGUAGAAUUUUGGGCACCAUGGUGUGGUCCGUGCAGGAUGAUAGCACCUGUUAUCGAUGAGUUAGCGAAGCAAUAUGGUGACAAAAUUGCAUGCUACAAGCUUAACACAGAUGACUCCCCAAACAUAGCAACUCAGUACGGCAUCAGAAGCAUACCAACAGUUCUGUUCUUCAAGAAUGGAGAGAAAAAAGAAAGCAUAAUUGGUGCAGUUCCCAAGUCUACACUGUCAGCGACAAUUGAAAAAUACAUUGAUUCAUAAGCUGGGAGUGACAAAUAAUGGCAAGCAUUACAAUGUCAAAAAUGAAAGGACUGUAAAGGGAGAAGUGAUGAUAGUCACAUUGCAAAUUUCAUUCUCUUUCAUUUUUUUUCCCUGCCAUAUAAGGCAAUAGAUAGUGUCUGUUUAUAUGUUCAAGAACCAUCUUUUCAUCAGUGGCAUGACACUUUCAAGUAAUACUUGUACUCUUUUUUUUCAUUUUGUAAAGGUUACAUUGGAUAAACAGACCUCAUUCGAUGUUUGAAUGUUGAUUACUUCCCCGUGCUUAGGAACUUCAAA